Phalaenopsis equestris is the source of this 450-nucleotide messenger RNA. RefSeq names its product L10-interacting MYB domain-containing protein-like. The transcript has 3 exons. Bases 1 to 450 code for a protein of 149 amino acids. The record is from RefSeq and is a predicted model, not a curated record. NCBI's taxonomy places the organism in Eukaryota, Viridiplantae, Streptophyta, Magnoliopsida, Asparagales, Orchidaceae.
AUGCCUUCCACCGCAAGAAAUACUCCUAUGCUCCGGAUUUCUGUUCUUUUUCGGUUGUUGAUUGUUAUUGUAGUUGGAUGUGAGAAGAUUGUGGCUGCACUAAGGAAGAGAAGUAAUGAGAACUUGCAUGUUAUAUAUUGUUUAUAUGAUGGAAAUAGGCCAACGACAUUUCUCAAUAAGGAAGGUUGGGAUAACAUUAUUAGCAAAUUCAAGAAGAUAACAAGUAGGGAAUAUGAUAGGCUCCAAUUGAAGAAUAAAUGGGACCAGCUUAAGAAAGAUUGGAAACUGUGGAAUGAUUUGAAGCGUGGCUCCACUGGAUUAGGAUGGGAUCCAGUGAAUAGAACAAUUGAGGCAUCCGAGGAUUGGUGGCAAGAACGGCUUGCGAUUGUUCCUGCGGCAAAGAAGUUCAAAUUGGCUAGGAAUGAACCAGAAUUGAUGAGCAAGUUAUAG